AUGGCAGCUCUUAAAUUCGUAAGAUCGGUGUGGGAAGCCUUUAGGCAAAACUCUGGUUUAGAACCCAGGCUGCUUGACGGACUCCGAGUCACAGCUGCCCGACCAGGAACCGUUAACUUCGAGCUCGAAAUCCAGAAGGAGCACACUAACCGUCUCGGCAUCCUCCAUGGCGGUACAAUUGCAAGCAUGGUCGACCUUGGAGGCUCAUUAGCCGUUGCCUCCAAAGGUCUCUUCUCCACUGGCGUUUCCACCGACCUCAAUGUCACGUACAUAAACUCUGGCGGCAAGGUUGGGGAUACUCUACGUGCAGAAGUCACAUGCGAUAAAUUUGGGAAGACGUUGGCGUUCACGAGUAUAAGGUUCUUGAACGGCAGAGAUGAGUUGGUUGCGAAGGGAAGCCAUACGAAAUAUGUGGCACUGGCAUGGAAGGAUGAGAACAACAUUGUAGAAGAAUUGUCCCCCCGAAAAGGAUGA
Molecule: messenger RNA, 474 nt
Organism: Letharia columbiana
Lineage: Eukaryota; Fungi; Ascomycota; Lecanoromycetes; Lecanorales; Parmeliaceae
Exons: 7
Coding region: 1-474 (157 amino acids)
Molecular function (GO): fatty acyl-CoA hydrolase activity
Source: RefSeq, a predicted model, not a curated record